AUGUCUUUCUUUCAGGAUGCAUUGGACAUAUUCUCAGAUGACAGUGAGCAAAUGGUAGAAAAGCAAGUAGUUCACAGUUUGAAGGCUGUGAAGUUGGUGGAACAUAACCUCAAGGAGACGCUAAGUGGUCUUGUUGAACAUUUAUGUGAUAAGAAUGUUGAGAUUCGCUGGGUUGAUGCAUAUUUUCCCUUCACCCAUCCUUCAUGGGAAAUGGAGAUCAAAGUUGAAGAUGAGUGGAUGGAAUUGUUAGGUUGUGGGAUAUUACAACAUGCUAUACUGAAAAAUGGUGGGUAAUACACAGCUAUAUCACCAGUGGUGGAUUUAGGGGGAGCGCACCCCCAGGCUCUAGUCAACAGGGGUGCAGGGGGGGGGGGUGUGUGCAAAAAUGACAUUUAUCCUAAUUCUAACCAACUUAUGUUAAGGAAUUCAGUUGUGUAUCACUAGUUGACAAUAUUAAUUAAUCCCCAGUUAAAGAAGCAGCUACAUGCUAUAUAUGGUUUAUCAAUAAAAAAUUCAUUACAUUUUCUUACAUUUGAUUUAAGCUGGUGCAGGAAAAAAGAUUGGUUCGGCAUUUGGAACAGGUCUGGAGCGUCUCGCUAUGAAAUUAUUUGGCAUCCCAGAUAUCCGUUUAUUUUGGAGCAAGGAUGAAAGAUUCCUGUCCCAGUUUCAAGAAAACAAAAUAGUUCAGUUCAAACCAUUCAGCAAAUAUCCACCAACAUAUAAAGAUGUCUCGUUCUGGAUUUCUGAUAAAUACACACCAAAUAAUUUCUAUGAAAUUGUGCGAUCCACUGCUGGAGAUAUAGUGGAAAAGGUUGUUAAACUUCAGAGAAAUUUCCAAGUUAAAUGUUUUGCUUCACACCAGGUAUCUUUACUAUUGCAAAGCUUUAGCUGAUGAAGAUCCAAACUUAUGGACAGAAAACUUUGCAUUAGUAAAUAAAUACAAAAAGCAAACCAUGCUAUUCAAUUAGUAAACAAACUGUUGUGGUUUUGGUCAGAAUAACCUGAAAAUGUCAAUUCUACCCAGAUUGUAGUACCUGUAAAUACCACAUUUGAAAUAUCUUUUUAGGUAGUCCAUAUAGAAACCACUGCAGCUUAUUUUGUUGACCUAUCCUAACCCGAGGCCCAAUUGUUUGAGAAAUUUUUAGGGCAGAUCUAAUUCACUAACUUUACCAAAUGUCAACAUGGUUAUAUGGCCCCAAACCUAACCACAAGAGCCUGCUAACUAGUAUGCUCUUUUCUUCAGGUUGAGUUGAUAGAUGAGUUUGUUCACCCAGAGACUGAACAAGUGAGUCAUUGUUAUCGUAUUACAUAUCGCUCCAUGGAGAAAACGUUUCGAGAUGAAGAAGUAAAUGAAAUUCAAGAUUUGCUGCGAGAGGAACUUCGUAUUAAUUUAGAUGUUGAGUUGCGCGGUUGAAUAUUAUGAUGCUGAAUAAAUUUGAAUACAACCCUACUCAUCUGGACUGAAGUAAUAUAAAUUUAACAAUAACAUUUGUUGAAAUCGGGAUACAAAUACAACAUGAUUCUUGCAAUCAUACAAUACGAUUGUUGCAAUCAAUACAAAUAUGAUGUAUUGAUUGUUGCAAUCAGUAUAAAUAUAAUAAAAUUCGGUUCAACACCGAAACAUAAUUUUAAUGUGUCUUUAUGUAUCCAAAUCUGCC
This is a messenger RNA of Paramuricea clavata, 1658 nucleotides long. NCBI's taxonomy places the organism in Eukaryota, Metazoa, Cnidaria, Anthozoa, Malacalcyonacea, Plexauridae. The record is from the annotation of a GenBank genome assembly.